CUUCGUUGUAUCAUGUUUGAUUCAUUUCAAAUAAUAUAUAAUUAUUUGUAUUGUGUACUUGAAAAUUUUUAUUCGUAGUUAUAUCGCUGUUUGUACAUAUCAGCGAUUCUGUAGCACAAUGAUCAAACACAGUUUGAUUACGGCCUUAGAAAGUAUUGGAAUUAGUAUUUAUAAAUCAUAAUCAUUCUUUAUCUAUAUAUUCUUUGUAUGUACUACUUGCUCUUUAAUGUGUAUAUCAUCAAUAUUAUUUUUACACUGUGUAUGGAUAAAUAAUAAAAUUUUUAUCCAUAUGAUUUAGGUAUCAAUUCAUUUUACUCAACAGUAGUAUCCUAUGUUGAAUAUUUAUAUUUUCUUAACAAUUUCUAUUAAUUUUAAUCCGUUUGAAUUUUAUUAUAAUUCUAUAUAAACUAAAUGGGAAAUGGCGAAUCUGAAUUUAACAUAAAACAGUAUAAAGUGUCCAUAAUUUUGCUUCACUUGCGCUUACUUCAGCGUUAUUUUUAACUCGUUACGUUAUAGCAAGGGCGAAAUAGUGUAAAACGAAUUCGUUCUAUCCACCGUCGAGUUUCUGGACGUAAUACGUUUGUUUAAAUUGUUGUGAACAAGGUUGAUAACAGAAUAUUUUAUAUGGAUUUCAUUAAAUGUCCAAAAUAUCAAUCUGUAACGAGUUGUUGCGGUGGAAAAACGUCGAUGGAUAGGGAAAAUGAGAGCAACGAACUUUGCAAUAGAAAUCUUACAUUCCACGAUCGAAAAAAUGAAAAUACAUGCCCUGUUCUUAACACAGAAUCAGUACAUUUCACUAAAGAUGAACGUUAUGAUGAAUAUUCGAAUAUGUCUUUAACAUGGGGUAUGAACAAGACAAAUUCUAUGUAUCAAUCUUCUUCUGAGUUACCUUAUGGUAUAAGAUAUGGAAUAAAUAGCGAAUGCACACAGAAGGAAACUAUUUCUUCUCUGGAAGGCAGGGGAACCAAAGAGUUCCACUGUCCAAGAUGUGGUAAAGGAAUGCAGGAACCAAGACUACUAUCUUGUUUGCAUCCAAUAUGUUCACCUUGUGUUUUGGAACUAAUGAGCAAACAUAUCAGAAUUCACGGUACCCCGUUCAGCAAUUACUAUGAAAUAUGUCCUUUAUGUGAUUUCCCAUUACCAAAUGCUAAUUCUCCAAUUCCACCUCCACAUUAUCCUCUUCAACAUCGGCUAGUGAUGAAUGCUAUACGUUCCGGAUUUGCAAACAAAGUUCUUUGCGAUGCUUGUACAGAUGAAGUUAUUGCACUUGUUCAGUGUUCCACAUGCCUUCGUAAUUUCUGUUUAAAUUGCGGAAUGGAACAUCAGCAACAAGUCACUAUGGAAUUGAAACCAUUGAGACAUACGAUAAGGCCAAUUUGGGAAGCUACUAAAGUGCGACGUACUGCACUGUGUCAAAAGCAUCCCAUUCACGCAUUACGAUUUUAUUGCAUUGCUUGUCAACAGGUAAUUUGUAAAGAAUGUAUGUGGACUGUUCAACACAGAGGUCAUGCAAGUGAAACAGCAGCUGGAGCUGGUAAAAGAGUUGCUUUAUAUUUGAAAGCAGUGUUACAACGAGCAAAGGCACUUUUAAAUAUACUCUUGACACAAUAUGAUCAAAGUAUGUUUUUGAACGGUACUUUUGAAGAAAUGAAAGAUGCUUUUGGUUCAAUGGAUUACCGGUAUGUUAAACUGAUAGUUCUAUUAACAUAUAUAUAUAUAAGUAUGAAUUGUCAUGUGAUAAGUAUGCUGUAUGGUUUUUAUUAUAAGUUAAAAAUUAUUUCGAUAAAUUGAAAAAUAUGAGACUGUCAUUUGAGGUACAAGUUAAACAUUCCUAUAAUAUAUAUAAGAGUAAUAUAGUAAAAAUGAGAAAGCCACACCUAUAAAUUUUGUAAUACUAUUUGUAUAUAAUAAAUACUUAUUUAUAAGAAUGA
This is a messenger RNA of Osmia lignaria (orchard mason bee), 1931 nucleotides long. RefSeq lists its product as uncharacterized. NCBI's taxonomy places the organism in Eukaryota, Metazoa, Arthropoda, Insecta, Hymenoptera, Megachilidae. Gene Ontology annotation, molecular function: zinc ion binding; ubiquitin protein ligase activity. The record is from RefSeq and is a predicted model, not a curated record.